Molecule: messenger RNA, 1089 nt
Organism: Medioppia subpectinata
Lineage: Eukaryota; Metazoa; Arthropoda; Arachnida; Sarcoptiformes; Oppiidae
Source: the annotation of a GenBank genome assembly
AUGAAUCCGUUUGAUGACUCGGAUGACGACAUCCGGCCACGUGUUAGGCCUCGCAUCAAAUCAUUGAGACUAUUGAGUGAUAGCGAAGACAGUAGUGUCGGUGAUAACGAUCUCAAUGACGACAACAAUAACAGCCUCUUAUCACAGACUCGUCAUCGAGUGAUGAAUCAAUCACUCAAUCAAAGAUUCAUUGAUGAGACUAUAGAUCUCUGUCUCACAACUGAAUCGGAUCUCGUGGGCGACACAUCAAGCGCUGACCAUCACGUGGUGCUCAACACCAACGCCAGCGCAGAGCCUCUGAUCAGCACUUCAUUCACAUCGCCUCUCAUUGAACCCAAUCUUACCAUUAAUACAAUGACAUCAAAGCAAGUGAUAAAGGAUUUAGUAGACGGCGUCGAGCGUCUAGUGGUGGCCACCGAUGACGGCAGCGAUGUAUUCACAGACGACGACACAGACACUGAAGAGGUGGACGUUUCUGGAGGCAACGGAUCGGACGCAAACAAAACCAUUGAUUUGAGUGGUUUGUUGUCCAGCGAUGAAGAGUUGUCGGAUGUAUUAUCAAUUGAUGACUUAGUAGCCAAUGGCGAGCGCUCUAAUGUCACGUCAACGCCGGUGACUAAAGCCAAACCGAAAGCGUAUGAAAGGCAAGAGAUUGAAGCGAUUCCCGAAGUGACAGACCUUAGAGUCGAGACACAGAACGCCAUUCGCGCCGAAGAGGAGCGCAAACGACGGCUGAACCAGAGAUAUGCGGAUCUGUCUGAUGAUGACGUUUUUGAAGUGGUUUCGCCGCAGACAUCACCGCAAGUGAUAGAUAUCAAUGAUAGCACUGAUGAGGACGACAAUAACCACAAAACACGACCCGUUAUUAAGCGAUCGCUGAGAGACACCGCCGGACAAGACUUUGCCGACUUUGGUCUCCACACCGACGACCGGCUCAAUACAGCCGAAGCGGACGGUCGAGUGCUGGUCAAUGUCCGCCACCCGCCCGAAGAUCCAGACAUAUAUCUAACCAGAAAGUUAUCGGAUGCCAUACACCCGCACCAAAUCGGUGGCAUUCGCUUCCUUUACGAUAAUAUCAUUGAAAGCAUA